GGGGUUAUUUUUUGGGUGUUCUUUUAUUACUUUUACUAUUUCACAGCGGGAUGUUGGUGUUGGGAAGGGGAUGGAUUUGGCCUCAGCCCGCGACACGCUCCCGUAUCAUUCCUCCUCCCAAUACAAAGAGCUGACAGCUAAAGGGCUGCUCCCCACUCCCAGCUCUCUCCAUCCUUAUUCUCUCAAGUGUGAACGACAGCAAAGACAAAGGAGAGGAGGGAGAGACUCUCAUACAAAAGGAGGGGGAGAAAUCCCACCCCGUUCCCCUUCCGAACGUCCCACACACCGCAACCGAAAGCCGCCGCACGGCACAAAUCCACGGUGGUAUUUGGAAGGGAUGAGCCCACCCCCAUAAAGCUCCUUCAUCCCUCUCCUCUGAGUUUGCCAGGAGGAUUAACCCGGUCUUGUUCUCAAUCCUAGUUUAUGAGUUCCCCGCUGGUGGGGAAGAUCCCGUGUGUUUAAACAAACAGCCUAAUUAAUCCCGAUUUUAUUACUUUCUCUUGUCAAGUGACUAAAUGGGAGCUGUCAGCCGGCAGCCGCCGCCGCUCACAUUUGUUUAGAUCCCAAAUUACUUCAUCAGAACCAUCUGCUCCGAGCGAGGGGCAUUCGGUGCUUGUUUGUUUCUCUCUCUGGACACAGAGUGGGGCACAAACAGCAUCUGGAUGAGGGGGGACCGUCCCAAAGGGGUCCCAAGAGGAAAUCCUGAACAAGGAGAAUCCAGACACUGAGCAGCCCUAGAGAGGAAAAAAGGACCCCAAAAUCAGGUUCCUUGCUGGGUGCAGCUCCAUGGACCCCCCUCCUUCCUCCCUUGGCUUCCAGAGUCCCUUAAAUUGGGUGUUUUCACUCUGAAAAAGAGCAAGGGGGGAUUGAAAGGUGCCUACAAAGGUGACAGAGGAUCAAGGAUGUGUGGGGCAAUGGCUACAAGCUGCUUGUUCCUUGCUUAUAACCCUAACCUUAACCCCAUGGUUCUGUGAUCUUUAAGGACCCAUCCAACCCAACCCCAUCCCAUGGUUCUAUGGUCUGUAAGGACCCACUCAACUCAACCCCACCCCAUACGAUCUUUAAGAACCCAACCAACACAAUCCCACCCCAUAGUUCUCCCAUCCUGAAGGACCUUUCCAACCCAUCUUGAAGGACCUUUCCAACCCAUCUUGAAGGACCUUUCCAACCCAGCUUCAUCUUAAGACCAGAAAUCAAUGUCCAACCCCUGGCAGAGCAUCCCAGGGGGAGAGGGCAGAGCCCCCCAUCGCUGUGGGGUGCGAUCACAUGGGGUCCAAUUGGAAAGGGGGAAACAAACCGCCUCUAGUUCUCUACUGUCCAUCACAGUAACGCUCCUUAUUAUGGUAUGGGAAAGAGAAAAACCAAGUUAUAUCCCCUUUCCCUCACAAAUCCUAUCGGUGGGGGCAAAAUCCCACUUGAAAGGGCCAGAGGGGGAAAUCCAUCAAGCUGUUGACGUGACAGGUGUUAAUUAUUGACGGAGUUUCUUUGCAAGAGGUUUGCCUUUAUGUGACAGCUCCUCCAGCCCAAUCUGUCUCCCCAAUUCUUCCCUUCCCCCAGUGCUUUACCCCUCGGUUUUUGCUUUACAGGCUCUUCCAGACCAAGUGCAGCAGCUGCCUGAAGGCCAUCGCUCCAACUGAGCUCAUCAUGAGGGUGUUGGAGAACGUCUACCACGUCCAUUGCUUCUACUGCUGCGAGUGCGAGCGGCGUCUGCAGAGGGGGGAUGAGUUUGUUCUUAAGGAAGGGCAGUUGCUCUGUAAAAGUGACUAUGAAAAAGAGAAGGAGAUGCUGAGCGCCAUCAGCCCUGCACCCACCGAGUCCGUGAAGAGUGAGGAUGAGGAUGGUGGCCACUCACAGGGCAAAGGCAACGAGGACAGCAAAGACCACAAACGCUCCAAGCGCCCGCGGACCAUCCUCACCACGCAGCAGCGGAGGGCCUUCAAGGCAUCCUUUGAGGUCUCUUCCAAGCCCUGUAGGAAGGUGAGGGAGACCCUGGCGGCGGAGACGGGGCUGACAGUGCGGGUGGUGCAAGUGUGGUUUCAGAACCAAAGAGCAAAGAUGAAGAAAAUCGCCCGCAGGCAGCAACAACAGCAGCAACAACAGCAGCAGGAGCAGGAGCAGAUGGGGAACCCACGUCUGGGGUCCGGGAGGGGGACCGGGCGCAGCAGCAGGCAGAGCAAUGAUGACAGCGAAGAUGGUGGAAGCGUUCACGGCCUGGAUGGGUUGAUGGUUCCGUACCCCCGGCUCCCCCAGCAGCAGCUGCUGCCCCUGGAUCAGAAUGGCUACAGCACGGAUCUUUAUAGGCAGGGCCUCACCCCACCACAGCUGCCCGGAGACCACCUGCACCCCUAUGAUUCAGAAGGAGUUUUCCACGACAUGGACAGUGACAGCAUCAGCCACCUGGGGGAUUGCCUGCUGUCCACGGCCGAAGCCAACCUCCUGCAAGCCCGCGUGGGCAACCCCAUUGACCGACUGUACUCCAUGCAGAGCUCCUACUUCACCUCCUGACCUCCCCCAGGAUCUGGGACAGAUGCUGCUCUGGGUUCAGACACGAGACAUUCCUCCAGUGCUGCAGAAUGGAGGAGGCGGCGGAUCCACCCGACGCAGAAGCACUACACCUCAAUCUAAAAGACUUGGGGUUGCCUCUCUCCUUCCUUUCUAGCCACCUAGAUGGACGCUGUGAUGUUGUUUAGCUGUUCCUUUAGCAGUUUGUUCGGUGUUGAAGCACGAUGUCCUCCUAACACAAGACCGGCCAAGCCGAGCAGAGCGGCCCCAAGCAGCAAUGCAGGCUCUCCCCACACAAAACUCUUGUUUAUUCAAGUCCUGCUGCUCCAUUUUGCCUCAUUCCUCAUCCCAGAUGCUUCAUGGUGCAAGGUUAAUCUUCAAUGUGGUCUUGAAGCAUCCCCAACGGGCGCCCUUCUGCUCCAGGCCCUUCCAUCCCAUCCCAUUGGCUCUGUGAUCUUUAAGGACCCUUCAAAGCCAUCCCAUGGCUCUGUGAUCUUUAAGGACCCUUCCAACCCAUC
Messenger RNA from Coturnix japonica (Japanese quail), 3020 nucleotides. Lineage: Eukaryota; Metazoa; Chordata; Aves; Galliformes; Phasianidae. The record is from RefSeq and is a predicted model, not a curated record.